GGGGGCAGUCAGGCUGUACCAGGUUAUGCUCCCAACUGCUGUUUUUGUGGCUAUGGGACUGACGUUGAUGGGAGUUCACAGGUUAGUUACCUACAUCUUUGUCUACGAAGACCUGCUGUCCUUGGCCUGCGGUGCCGUUAUCAUCUGGUAUUUUGCCGGCAGCUUUGAGAAGAACGUUGGCACCGUGAAGCACUGCUUCCUCACCCUCGCCUUCGCCGUUCUCACCGCCCUCCUGUACCUCUUCCUUGAGACCGUUGUCUCGAGGGUGUCAGCGGUGGAAGAUGCCAAAGGAUUCAUGCCGGUAGCUUUCGCUAUGCUGGGGGUGUCCGCCACCCGCUCGCGGAUGAAGAGGACUCUGGUUUUCGGGGUUAGAGUUCCAGUGGUGCUGGUGCCGUGGUUUAUGCUCUGCAUAGCGUGGUUUAUCCCCUGCUCUUCCCUCUUGUGCAACAUCUGUGGGCUCCUCGCUGGGGAAGCCUAUGGCCUCGGCUACUGUUUCUGCUUGGAUUUUCCAGAGUCAGUGGGCUCUAAGCUGGACCGGAUGUUCCCUUUCAGCCUGCUCAAGAGGAUACCGGGGCUGAAAUACAUCCCAGGGUCCUUAGCGGAAAGAAGAGCCUUCGAAAGCAGCAAGAUUAACCCUGUGCCAGGCGUCUACCCCACCCAAAGCUACUCCUGCUCUUCUCCUCCAGCUCUCCCUGCUCUCCAGAUGCAGCACCCCAGUGCCCAGAGCCGGGGGCCCCCGCUGGAGCCUCGCCUGGACAGUGCUGCCAGCUGGGCAGGUUCUCUCCCCCGCAGCGCACGUGCCCGACCGAUCCACGCGCACAUGUGGGCGUGGGCGCCCUGGCUGGGCUUCAGCAAGCGUCAGG
Leptosomus discolor (cuckoo roller) is the source of this 863-nucleotide messenger RNA. The record is from RefSeq and is a predicted model, not a curated record. Lineage: Eukaryota; Metazoa; Chordata; Aves; Leptosomiformes; Leptosomidae.